AAUUCCCCUAACUAUUCUUGAUCGUUUUGAGAGCUUUCACGCUUUACUGAUUUGCUUUUAAACUUUUAAACCAACUUACGAAGGUGAACAUUCUUUUAUAGAAUAUUUUGAUUUAGUAAUACUAAUUUCGAUACCCUUCUUCCUGCUGCUUUUAUCAGAACUUUCCUAGUAAAAGCAUUGCCAUUUUGUUAUUACUGCUGUUGUUACACGUCAGUUCUUUGUACUGCCUUUUUUUUCCAAGUUUCCCGCUAUGGCCACUCCAGCUGAAAUUAUUGCCGCCCGUGUCAACGGUACCUAUUUAGGCGAUUCGAUUGAUUCUUCUUCUGAUUCUAACUCUAAUUUUGAAUUAAAUGGGGUUAAUGGAUCUGAUAAUCAACCUUCUACUGGUUCUUCUGCUGCUAAUCCUCCUUCCAUUGCUGACGAAUCGGCUUUUCCAACUUUGGGUGGUAAGAAAUCUUCUAAUGGUUCUUCUGCUUCUGCUCCUUCUUGGGGUCCUGGUAUUAAAAAUUCUGUUUCUAAUAACGCUAUGUCUGGUUCUGGCUUAAAAGCCGGAUCGCCUGUUGCUGCUAUUGGUAUUAACAAUGGUAAAUUCAAGGCUUCUACCAUUCAAGAUGCUUUUUCAUUAGACGCUGAAGAUCAAUUGAAUGUUGCUAGACCAGAAUUUAUUAAAAUCUUAACUAAUGUUAAAGCUGAAACAAAUACUAACAUUGAAUGUACUACUUCUCAACAUACUAAAAAGAGAACUUUCUUGAUUACCGGUAAGCCUGAACAAGUUAAACAAGCUAAAAGAAUUGUUAUCAAAAAAUUAACUAAACCAAUUUCUGUCGCUUUUACCAUUCCUGCUGCCGUUAGAUUUAGAAUUAUUGGUCAACAAGGCCGUACUAUUAAGUCAAUAAUUCAAGAAAAUGAAGUCAAAAUUGAUGUUGGUAAUCCUCAAGAUACUGAAUCUAAUAGUGACGACGAUGAUGAUGCUUUUGCUCAAACCGUUAAUGUUACUAUUGAAGGGGAUGUUGAAGGUUGUAAACAUGCUAAGGCUCAAAUCUUAGCCAUUGUUAAAGAAGAAACAAAGAAUUUAUCCACUAGAGUCACUAUCGAUGAUCUUGUCAAACCAUUUGUUUCUAAAGCUAUCUCUCCAGUCAUUGCUAAAUACCCUGAUUUGGAUAUCUCAGCUCCAAGCUACAAAUCUUCGUCAUCAAAGAUUGUUAUUGUCGGUGAUAGAGAAGAGGCUUUAGAAGCAAAAGAUGAAAUCAAGGAUAUUGUUUCUACUCUUUCUACUAAGAUAGUUACUGAAGAAGUUCCAAUUCCAAAAGUUAAGCACCAAUUCUUACCUGUUGAUUCUGUAUUGGAAGAACACAAUGUUUUGAUUCAAUUACCUCGUCAUAGUGAAUCUAGUGUUAAAUUCAUUGGUGAAAAGAAAAAAUUGGCUUUUGCAAAAGAAAGUGCCAGAAAAACUACUUCUCAAUAUAAUGUUGAAGUUUUAGAUAUGGCUAAAGCCCAUAAAGGAAAUUUACCUCAUGUCAAAUCUGUUGCUGCUUUAUUAAGCAAGAAUGGUUCUUUUGAAAAAAUUUCUAACGAACAUGAUGUUAGUGUUAAUGCACCAUCUGUCAAAUCCUUGAAAGAUUCUUCAAUUGCUUCAAUUCCAAUUGAAAUUGUUGUUAAAGGUAAUGAUGUUGAAAAAACAAAAGCUACUAAAAAAUCUAUUGUCACCUUGGUUAACAAAAUUACUCCAGAACAAACUAAGGUUAUUUCUGAUAUCGAUCAAUUCUUGAUCAACCAAAUUCCAAAAACAAUUGAUGAAGUUGCCUUUGCCAAUAACAUUUCUUAUGUUGUAUUAGGUAAAAACAUUACUCUUUUCUCAAACGAAGAAUCUGAAGAAACUGAUUUCGAUUUUGUUGAUACUACUCAAUCAUCUGAAGGUUUCAACAAAGUUGAUGAAGCUCUCAACAAGUUGAGAGAAUUAGCUGCUAAUUUGGAAUCUCUCACUUUAUCCAUUCCAAGUGAUGAACAAUCUAAUAUCUCUGGUCCAAGAAAUACUACCUUGAAUGCUGUAUUAUCAUCUGUUGAACCAAACUCCGUGACAAUUAAGUUGCAUUCUAAUGAAUCCGGGGAAUCAGCAGAUGAAGUUUUCAUUCACGGUAUUAAAUCGGAAGUUAAUAAGAUCAAGAAAGAUAUUGAAUCCAUUUUAUCUGAUGCCAAAGAAUAUAAAGAUGGUUUCAAGACUACCUUUGAAGUUCCAUCCUCUGUUUUAUCUAGAAUUAUCGGUAAAGGUGGUAGUAAUGUUCAAUCUUUGAAGGAAAAAUAUGGUGUCAAAAUUGAUGUUACUGAUGAAAAUAAAGAUGCUGGUAAUGAUAAAUCAAUUAAAUCAGAAAUCACCAUCACUGGUGCUAAGAAGAAUGCUGAAGAAGCUAAGUCCGAUAUUCUUUUUUCUUCUAAAAGAUUUGCUGAUGAAUCUUUGGAAAGAUUAAGAAUCGAAAAUCAAUAUCAUAGAAGAAUCAUUGGUCCAAACUUUAGCUAUAUUAAUAGAUUGCAAGAUAAGUAUAAUGUUAAAAUCAGAUUCCCUUCUGCUGAUAAUACUCCAUCAACUUUUGCUGAUGCUCCAAAAUCAAAGGAUGAAGUCACCAUCAAAGGACCAUCCAAAGGUGUUGCUAAAGCUGUUGAAGAAUUAAAGGAAUUGCAUCAAUUCGAAAAAGAAAACGGGUUCAAGCAAACCAUUCAAGUUCCAACUAAGGCCGUUCCAAGAGUCAUCGGUAAAUCCGGUGAAACCAUCAGAGAUAUAGCUGAUGGUAGUGGUGUUGAAUAUAGAUUCAAUAGAUCCAACAACUCUGAAGAAGAACUUGGUUAUGCUGAACUUGAAUUGACUGGUUCUAAAUCUGCUUUGAAAGAAGCUGCCAAAAAAAUUAAUGACAUUGUUGACGAAAUUGAAAAUUUCGUCUCCAUCUCAAUUAAUGUUAAUCCAAAAUAUCACCGUGACUUAAUCGGUCAAGGUGGUUCAGUCAUGAGAGAAAUAAUUUCCAAAGCUGGGGGUGCUGAUGUUCCAAGAAAUAGAUAUUAUAAAUUAUUAACCAUUCCAAAUGAAGGAUCAGGCUCUGAUGAAGUCACUUCUCAAGGUGACAAAGCCAUUGUUAAUAAGAUUAUCGAACAAAUCAAAGACAUUGUUGCUCUCAAAGAAGCUAGCAUUAUUGUUGAAUAUGAAUUACCUAAAGAAAAACAUAGAUUAAUCAUUGGUCCAGGUGGCUCCAUCCGUUCAGAAUUACAAAAGACUUAUGAAACCUCUAUUGAUAUUCCAAGACCAAACGAUCAAAGUACAAUUGUUAAAUUGUCUGGUUUACCAGACAAAAUCGAAGCUUUGAAGGCCAAGUUAGAUGAAAUCACCAAAGAUGAUUGGAAUGUAUCCAUUGAUGUUCCUGAACGUUAUCAUUCCUUAGUAUCUGAAAAAGGUGCCAUCUUCAAAAAAUUGAAAAAUGAUUACAAAGUUGAAGUUCAGCAUGGUACUUUAACUAGACUUGCUUCUAAAUUAUCUGGUUCUGCAAGUCCAAAUCCUCCAGAAGAAGCACACCCAGAAAAUAAUGAGAAGACUAAGUUCACUAUUUCAUCUCUUGCUGAAGGUGAAAUUUCUGAGACUGUUAUUCCAUGGAGAUUAAAAGGUGAAGAAAAAGAUACUAAAAAAGCAGCAGAACUUAUCAACCAACGUUUAGAAAAUGCUAAAAAUGCUAGUGCUGCUGCUUGGUUCUAUUCUGCUAAUCCUUCCUCCUUCACCAAGGUUGUUGGGCCAUUAGGUUCUGUAGUUAAUGAUAUUAGAUCAAAAACCAAUACUUUCAUUACUGUUCCAAGAUCCAAUGAAAAGAAUUCUAAUUUCAUUUAUUUAGUUGGUUCUCCAGAUAACUUGAAACUCGCUGAAGAAUCAAUCAAAAGUUUGCUUUGAGUUUAUUGUAUAUAGUACAUAAAAAAUUUUGAAUUG
Messenger RNA from Hyphopichia burtonii NRRL Y-1933, 3958 nucleotides. RefSeq lists its product as uncharacterized. NCBI's taxonomy places the organism in Eukaryota, Fungi, Ascomycota, Pichiomycetes, Serinales, Debaryomycetaceae. Gene Ontology annotation, biological process: nuclear division. The record is from RefSeq and is a predicted model, not a curated record. The transcript has a single exon. Gene Ontology annotation, molecular function: mRNA binding. Gene Ontology annotation, cellular component: cytoplasm; nucleus. Bases 251 to 3922 code for a protein of 1223 amino acids.